AGUGAGUAUUGGUAUUAAUAAUAUUGAGUUAGUGUUAGUGUUGUGUUAGUUAUCGGUUAAUCCACUGAUGAAUGGUUUGACUGAAUAUAUUGAGCGCAAAAUAAGCGCCACUUUUAUUGUUUGACAAAUGAUUUUCAGAUUUCCAUCACUUAUAUAAUCAUUGAUUGAUUUAUUGUACAAAUUGUUGUCUAAUUGUUGACUAUAAUUGUGAUUAACUUAAAUCAAAUAUAAUUUAUAUUUAUUUAUAGUUAAAAAAAACAAUUGAUCCGCAAUUGGUGUCAAUUGUUUUGAUGACAUAUUUCUGUCGGCAAUAUGUCGGACCCGAUUGAAUCAAAAGAAAGUUAUGAAGAUUUGCUCAAACAAUUGAAGCCAUUCUCAGUGGUUUCUCAACGGCUCAGUGCUGAAGAAGCGGCCAAACAUCGGGUGAUAAAUGAUGGCGAUCUUAUCAAAGACGAAGUGGUCAUUAAAGUGAGCACUGAUGAUGACGAUGGCACUGAUUUGAUAGAGGAAGAGGAGAUUGAAGUGGUUUUGGCUGAAAUCGAGACCAAUGUCAACGACGAAUCUCUCAAUGAACCAAAUUACGGUCAAUUUUCGUGCUUUUUCUGUAAAAAGAAAUCGCAAGACUUUGGCAGUUAUCGCGAGGCAUACAGUCAUUUACAACUACACAUCGAUUACUUUCCGAUUCAGUGUUCAAUCUGUGAUGAAGCUAUCAUUGAUGUCCUAUCGUUUGCGAAGCACUGUCGAAAACAACACGAAAAUCUUGAGAAAGCGGUUUAUAUUCAUAAGUUUAACGCAAAUUUUCACAAUUGGAUCCAUACUUAUUUGACUACCGGAACAAACGAGUCUUUCAAAGCUAAUCCACAAAAGUAUUGUCCGGCUUGUGAUUGGAUUCAUUUGAGUGCUCCCGAUGUUAACAAUCCUAACGAUACGAUACCAACUCCUAAACCUUUACAAGUGUUGGGACAUAUUCACGAACACAUCCAUUAUUUACCGUUUAGUUGUAAGAUAUGUCAACAAAAUGGACGCGAAUAUCGAAUACAUGUUUUGGACGGCUGUCGCAAGCAUUUUGGCACCGAUCACAAGGAACUGUUGGAUUCGCCGCCAUUUAAUAGCUAUUUUAAUAAGAAAUAUACUAUAUCUGCUUUAGACAAAUUCAUAUCGAAUUAUUUAGAAAUUUUUGGACUAAAGUGUCCCAAAAUGAAUAAAAAAAGCCGAAAGAGAUCUAAACCACUGUCUAAUACUAAUAGUGAUACCACACCAUCGACUUAUGUGACGAUGAAAACAUCGAUUAAAUCAAGUGAUACAGAAGUUGUGAAAGUGAUACAGACACCAACUAACGCGGGAACAACUAAACCAAAUAUUAUUCAAAUAGUAGAUCCGAUCACAACUUUGAAUAGUUUAUCUAUUAAUACCUCUGUCAAUGAAGUGAAUGGCAAAGUUCUCAUAAGAUUUCCUCAUACCUACGUUUCGGCGAAUCAAAUGGAAACGCCAUUAAUGAUUCUGCCAUCGAGUAAUACUCUUAAAUUAGAACCCAUUGCCGUUGAAAGUACUGAUUUGGGAGUUCUUUGUCUCGAUCCGAAAGUGAUAGAAAUCGAAGACAAAACAUUUCGGUAUUUGUGUGUGUUUUGUGGUAAAGACAAAAUAUUUCCAUCAAGUUUUGACACACAGAUUCAUUAUGCCAUACACUUUGACUACCAUCCCGUUGUCUGUAUGAUAUGUGAUAAACGAUUUAUGGAUUUAAGCACUUUGAUGUCGCAUUAUGUGGUCGACCAUCAAAAAUAUCAAAAUAAUUUAUUCCAUUUUGUCAAAGAGGAUGAAAAAGUUGAGAAAUGGAUUCAAUCGUUCAUUGAUUUCCAGAAGACUCACGAGUUUAAAGGUUUAGUUUCGCCUGUUUAUGGACAACAUUGCUUUAUAUGCGAUAAAUUAGUAAAAACUAAAGACAACAGUUUGACUAUAAAAUUUGAUAAAUUAAUUGUAAAUGAAAUCAGAGAUCAUAUCCAUCAACAUCUAAAUUAUUUUCCUUAUAAAUGUGCCAUUUGUUUGUACGGAGGACGGGAUGUUAAUUUCACGACAUAUAAUAAAAGUGCUGAAAAACAUUUAUAUAAAUUUCAUGGCAUCAACUUUAAUGAUGAUAAGACUAAAAAAGAGAUUUAUAAAUUGAUUAUUAAAUUCAAUGAAAUAUCGCAAUUGGAAAAGUUUAUCGACAGUAAACUAUUCCCCAAUAGGACAUCUGAUAUUGAAAAUCCUAUUGUUAUUAAUUUUAAGCGAAAAUUAGAGGAAAUUGAUAGCGAGUCUAAAAAACGCAAAUUAUUGGAAUUGUCAAAGUCAUCGUUGGUGUCCAACAUCGGUGGCAUCAACUUAUCAAACGUGACAAAUACGACACAAUCACCGAUAACAGCACAAGUGGUUCCAAUGGUCAGAAAAGUUAUGCCAUCUGUAAAUGUACCGCAAAUCUUAGCCACGUCUGUCAAAACUUAUUCAAUCAAUCAAACUAUUUCUACGACAACAACUACUACUACUAAUAGUAAUAAUAGAAACAAUGCACUAAAGACUAUUUUAUUUAGUCCCACAAAAAUGGCUAAUGGACGACAGAUUACAUUAUUGCCUAAAAUAGCACCAAAACCGACACCACCGACGGUUAAUCCCAUUCAAGUGAUACCGACAAAGACCACGUUUGUUGAGUCUUUUCUCAUUUGUUUUCAUUGUCGGCAACGAGUGGCCAAUACGAGUGAACUGGAAUCUCAUCACCGAAGCACUCACCCGAAGCUAACAAUUGCCAGCUUUACACCCAAUAAGGCUGAUAUCAUAGCGCUGUCCAAACCUAUAACUUUAAAAUAUUGAUAAAAAUAAUUGUUAUUUAAUUCUAUCGACUCAUAAGACAUCACAUUUUAAAAUCUAUUCAUAAAUUUUAUUGGUUUUUUUCAUAUAAUAAAUAUUUUCACAAUUAGAAGUUUAAUUAACAUUUUAUAAACAUUUUUUUUAAUGAUAUGAUAAUAAUA
This is a messenger RNA of Oppia nitens, 2999 nucleotides long. RefSeq lists its product as uncharacterized. NCBI's taxonomy places the organism in Eukaryota, Metazoa, Arthropoda, Arachnida, Sarcoptiformes, Oppiidae. The coding region runs from base 313 to 2841 and encodes 842 amino acids. The transcript has 5 exons. Gene Ontology annotation, cellular component: nucleus. The record is from RefSeq and is a predicted model, not a curated record.